Molecule: messenger RNA, 748 nt
Organism: Oncorhynchus mykiss (rainbow trout)
Lineage: Eukaryota; Metazoa; Chordata; Actinopteri; Salmoniformes; Salmonidae
Product: parvalbumin-2
Cellular component (GO): cytoplasm
Molecular function (GO): calcium ion binding
Source: RefSeq, a predicted model, not a curated record
UCCAAAACUAACCCUAAGCAUAUGGUGUGCGUUACACCUUGAAGGGCGAGAGUAUAUAAUGUGAGAGCUAAAGGAGAAUUGCUUCAUCCGGCCCUACACUGAGAUACAACUGCCUCCUCGCCACUAAUCUUCCAAAGAAUCUAAAAAUGGCUUUCAAGGGAAUGCUUAAGGAUGAGGAUAUCGCUGCUGCCCUCAAGCAUAGUGCAGCUGCUGAGUCCUUCAACCACAAGGAGUUCUUCGCCAAGGUUGGCCUGGUCGGAAAGUCUGCUGAGGAUUUGAAGAAAGCCUUCUACUUCGUUGACCAGGACAAGAGUGGCUUCAUUGAGGAGGAUGAGCUCAAGCUGUUCCUCCAGACCUUCUCUGCUGGUGCCAGAGCUCUGACAGAAAAAGAGACCAAGGCCUUCCUUGCAGCAGGAGAUGUUGAUGGUGAUGGCAUGAUCGGAGUAGAUGAGUUUGUCACCUUGGUGAACGCAUAAGUCAUCUACCAUUGGCUUGGUUAUCAUGGAAACACAAAUCUGCUGUUGAGGUUUUGUCCUGGCCCGCUGCCUGUCACAUACUGCAUCUUUUUUAUAUUCAUUUUAUUUAUGAAUGUCGCACAGACUGUUUUGACUGUAACCCCACACCCCCAAAGCGUGUUGACUGUUAUGUUUUUUAAAUAUGUCUUAUGUUCGCAUUCAGCCGGUGUGCAAAAAUCUACCACCAUGCUUUUGCACUUUUUGAAAAUUGAAAUAAAUUCACAUUUGGAUUA